Molecule: messenger RNA, 3301 nt
Organism: Diachasma alloeum
Lineage: Eukaryota; Metazoa; Arthropoda; Insecta; Hymenoptera; Braconidae
Product: flocculation protein FLO11
Exons: 9
Coding region: 133-2904 (923 amino acids)
Source: RefSeq, a predicted model, not a curated record
CAAAAACGUUGUUGUAACGUUCGUUAGAAAAUUUACGCACGAUAAGUGCGUUAAUUCCAUCAAAAGCAAAGGCUCAAAGAUUUUGGGGCUUAGUGGAGUUGAAUCGUACGAUGAGAUCCGAUUGACAACGUCAUGACACAAAAAUACAUUAUCCUAUUCGUAAUUCUCGCCUGUGUGUCAGUGAAUCUUGGCCAGGUGUACAAAGCAACCGGUGGUAUUGACAACAACAAUGCAGUGGAAGUAGUAGAAUCCGCCGAACCGGAGGCAAACAAGAGUGACUUCAUCACUCAGACUGUCUACGGUUUUCUCGAUUUUACGACGACCAUCGGCAACACCGUGAUGGUCUUCAGUCCCCAGAGUGCACCAGCAGAAGGGGAAAAACCGAGAAGUUCCCCUGUGAUUGAAACGAAGCCAGCGGCUCCAAAGAAAAGCAUCGACAUUCAACCGAGCAAAACCCACAAGAGUGACAAUCAGGGUGAGACGAAAAAGCCAUUGAAAAACACGAAAGUCAUCGUGAGUUCAGUCGUCAACAAAGACCAGAAAAACACCGAGUCUCCAACGCCUUCCACCGAAAAUUCCAAAGGCCCAGUACUAUCAACUGUCGUUCAGGUAGUCUCCGAUGGUGAUAAACCAGUGAAGAAUAAUCUCGCUGAACCAGAAUACGAUUACCUGUCUAAACAACCGACUGAAGUCGUCGACGAGACUUACAAGUUAAUAAACUUGAGGCCCUCAUCGAAAGCUCCCCCCAAGCCUCGACCGUCACCUAAAAAGGAGAAAGAAAAUCCAACGGGACUGGUCACACGACUGGGUGGAACAAUCGUCAAAGAUGGACUCACAACAGUCCACGAGACGUCUGUUCUUGGUACCUAUAUCAAUGGAAAAUACGCCCAAGUUCUCCAGAGUACGUCGAGAAUCCUCAAAGGGGGUGGAACCCCAGUGAUUCCAGAGGGCAAAAUUCGACCCACCAACUCCCAGAGGAUCCUGAAGACCAUUGGACCACAGCAUGGAAAAUUGAAGCCACAAUUGGAGCCAACUCCAGCCCACCAACAGGAGGAAUCUUCUCUCCCGCUUGAAGGACCAGGUCCUAAAACGACGAGGAGGCACUCAGCUCCCCACGCACGUCCGAAAUUCAGGAAUAAAAUCUACGACGAUCUUGAGAAUUAUGAGGCUCCACAACAGCCGAGGAAUCAGGGGAAGAAUCGAGCCACAACACCUAGGCCGAAUUACAAAAACAGAGCAUUGACAACGACAACAACAGAAGCCCCAGUAUCCCGUCGCAGAUCAGGAUUCCGUCCGAGUAACUCCCAGCAAUUCGUCUCUCCCCCAAAACCCCUUCGUCCCAAAGCCGACCAGAAUUCCAAUCAGAGCCCAGUUCCAAAAAUCAAACUGCCACGGACCCAGGGGCGGUGGUCCUACAAGACCACUCCGAAGCCUCGUAUCGCCAUCAGGAAGCAAUCCGACGAUGAGGAGAGAGUCUCAACGCUCGAGCCUGUCUCGAGUGAGCCGACAGUCACUACUGUAACAGAGGAGAAAACUUCAUUGUCUUCCCCCCCUGCACAGAAGAAAAUCCAGGAAGGUGGCACAUACGACGAUGAAUUGGAUCCCAGUGAGACGGAAGAGGUGUCUUCAACGAGUGUCCAGAGUGAUCAAGCACUACCCGAGCCCAAUCUUCCGGUUGAGACCCUCAACGUUGAGAUAUCCACUCCAGCGGACUUCAAUGAUGUUUAUUUUGAAAUUGCAACCAUCAAAUCGCCUUAUGCUUUCCAGGUGGGAACAAUGAAGAACACCCGUUACAUAACAGUAACAUCAACCAUGAAGAAGACAUUCGCGACAGCAGAGCCAUCGACGACAUCAACCCCCACCGAGCCCCUCACCGAGAACAUCCUGGCGAACACUGGAGCAGCGUACGAGUCAUCAUUGCCCCUGGACUCGUCAGUGGCCACCCUGCCAGCAAUAACCCUCGAGUCAGGGCAGGCAACGCCGCCCCUGGAGACCCUCACAGAGACCUUCACGACGACUCAAACCCUGUUGAAAACCCACCUCCUCCCAGUAGUGGCAGCUGGCAACACGUCAACAAUCACUCUGGUGCAGACCUACAACAUCGCCAGGAUGGUGACAGCGACGAAGACGCUGCCCCCUUCAGAGAUCUACCAAUUCAUUCCAUCGAAGACUCUGAAUGAAUUCAACACGAAACUGGACGAGGCUGGAAGUGAACUCCACCUGGAGCUGGACUUUGGUGAUGACGACAGGGAUGACGAAGACAUCCCCAAGAGGGUAGUCGUCCCCAACUCAGAGGCAGACGACCUAGACGUCUUCAGAUCGUCAGGAAAACCAAAGGACGCCCCAACGACGUCUGCUCCAGAGCCCCAGCUGACCCCAGAGCAGGCCCAACAGCUCGCCCUCCUCAAGUACUUCGGCCAGCAACAGCCAGCAGCACCUCAGGUGAUCACAACCUCACGCCCUGUGAUUGUCCUGGAGACUGUUUACGAGUCCCACGUUAUUCCCCUUGUAAACAAUGGAAAUACUGUGUACUCAACACUCUCCAGACCAGUUGCAACAGUACCACGCACAUCGUACGAGUUUGGUAUGUCAACUUUAGCCCCAAUAAUUACCCCCCAGGUGCCGCAAAUACCGCAGGUACCGCUGUUCCAGCAGCAGCCACAGUUCACUGUCACCAGUGCACCCUUUGUCACACAGACACUUGCCACUGUGUCUGAUUCUAGGGUACUCAAGCUGACUUUCGGGGCCAAGACGGCGUAUACCACGCUCUUCUCGACGAAGGUUGUGCCUACUGAGAUCACUACUUAUGUCACUACUACUCUUCCCGUUCAACCUACUGUACCUGCUUUCCCAGGGUACUACCCACCGCCUGUUGGGUAUCCACAAUUUCCCUUUGUUGGGUGAACUUAGAGUUUAGGGGGAAUGGUGGAGCAGGAAUGAAUGGAAGAGGACGAGGUGAUUUGGUGGUGAAGUAGCAAAACGUAAAAGAAUGAGGUGGAUUAUCUCAAAAAUGAGAGUAUUUAAGGAAAGAUAUCAAGAUAUCAGAUUUUUGCUUCCGAAUGGAAGUUUUGUAAUCGGUUGAUUUUACGAUUCUCUAAUUUUAGUUGGAAAUGACUUGAAAUGUCACGAACCGUCGAGAUAUGAUGUUUUUAGAGAAUGUGUACGUCCGUAUGUGCGUACAGAAUUGUGGAAUUUUUAAAGUAAAUUUUUACAGAAAAAGGACUAAAGUGAUAGAUCAAAAUCUGAAAUUUCCAGUCAUAAUUGGUUUUGUUUGGGAGCAUAUCUGGGCGAAUUUUCAGCU